Messenger RNA from Zingiber officinale, 1612 nucleotides. Its product is annotated as 1-deoxy-D-xylulose 5-phosphate reductoisomerase, chloroplastic-like. The transcript has 8 exons. Gene Ontology annotation, biological process: isoprenoid biosynthetic process. The record is from RefSeq and is a predicted model, not a curated record. Gene Ontology annotation, molecular function: protein binding; 1-deoxy-D-xylulose-5-phosphate reductoisomerase activity; manganese ion binding. Bases 58 to 1479 code for a protein of 473 amino acids. Lineage: Eukaryota; Viridiplantae; Streptophyta; Magnoliopsida; Zingiberales; Zingiberaceae.
UCAAGCUCUCCUCUUCGGCUCAGCUUGGCAGAUCAGUGGGCGGUGUGAGUUAGAGAGAUGGCACUCAGGGUUCCUCUUUCCGGCGAGAUUUCCGGCGUCUCCUUCUUGGACUCCGCCAGAGGCACCUCCAGCGGUCGCAAACUCGCCGCCUUUAAUCUUCCUUCUCGACGAUCGGGAGCAGCUCGCUUCAAGGCAGCGAGCUGCUCGCUGCAGCAGGGGCCGCCUCCGGCGUGGGCCGGCCGGGCUGUAGUCGACCCGGCACGCAAGUCUUGGGAUGGCCCCAAGCCCAUCUCCGUCGUCGGAUCCACUGGCUCAAUCGGAACUCAGACGCUGGAUAUCGUCGCCGAAAACCCAGACAAGUUCAAGGUGGUGGCUCUCGCCGCCGGCUCCAACGUCGCGCUGCUCGCCGAUCAGAUCAAGACGUUCAAGCCUCUGUUAGUUUCCGUGAGGGACGAGUCACUGGUCGCCGAGCUCAAAGAAGCCCUCGCCGGCGCCGAACACAAACCGGAAAUCAUUCCCGGCGAGCAAGGCAUGGUGGAGGUGGCUCGCCAUCCCGACGCCGCCGCGGUGGUCACCGGAAUCGUAGGAUGCGCAGGCCUGAAGCCAACCGUCGCCGCCAUUGAAGCCGGGAAAGACAUCGCCUUGGCGAACAAAGAGACCCUCAUCGCCGGAGGCCCUUUCGUGCUACCUCUCGCGCACAAACACAAUGUCAAAAUUCUUCCUGCUGAUUCUGAACACUCUGCAAUAUUCCAGUGCAUUCAAGGCCUGCCGGAGGGCUCGCUCCGCCGCAUAAUUCUGACUGCAUCCGGAGGAGCCUUCAGGGAUUUGCCUGUGGAGAAGCUAAAAGAUGUGAAGGUUGCUGAUGCUCUGAAGCACCCCAACUGGAACAUGGGCAAAAAGAUCACUGUGGACUCUGCUACCCUCUUCAACAAGGGACUGGAAGUUAUAGAAGCACAUUACUUGUUUGGAGCAGACUACGACGACAUAGAGAUCGUAAUUCAUCCACAGUCCAUAAUCCACUCCAUGGUUGAGACACAGGAUUCAUCUGUGCUGGCUCAGCUGGGGUGGCCUGACAUGCGCUUGCCGAUCCUCUACACUCUGUCGUGGCCGGAAAGAAUCCACUGCUCGGAGAUCACAUGGCCCCGGCUUGAUCUCUGCAAGCAAGAAUCGCUGACCUUUAAGGCACCUGACCACGUCAAGUACCCUUCCAUGGAUCUUGCUUAUGCAGCAGGCCGCGCCGGUGGCACCAUGACCGGAGUCCUCAGCGCUGCCAAUGAGAAGGCCGUGGAGAUGUUCAUCGACGAGAAGAUCAACUAUUUGGACAUCUUCAAGGUGGUGGAGCUCACUUGCGACGCGCACCGGAAGGAGCUUGUUGUGAAGCCUUCCUUGGAGGAGAUCGUGCACUAUGAUCUGUGGGCUCGAGAGUACGCCGCCAAUUUGCAGCCCUCGUCUGAUUUGAGUACUCCUGUUACCGUUUGAGCUCUCACCUAGAGUAGCAGCCUUGAUGCCAUUCCAAGGGUUAAUGUUUUGUCACAAUAAUGUGUUGCAUUAUUUCAUCCCCUCAUCAUAAUAUAUGAAAUUUCGGUGGGACUAGACCGAUUGCCAAGUUCAA